GGGUGUUACAUAUUCUCUGAACCUUCCUCGAGAAAUGUUAUCGGAACCAAGUGGAUCUUCAAAAACAAGACUGAUGAGUUCGGGAAUGUGACACGGAACAAGGCGAGACUAGUAGCUCAAGGCUACACUCAGACUCAAGGGAUUGAUUUUGAUGAAACCUUCGCCCCCGUUGCUAGACUUGAAUCAGUACGCAUAUUCCUAUCUAUUGCAUGUCUAAUGAAAUUCAUUGUUUAUCAUAUGGACGUGAAGUCUGCUUUUCUGAAUGGGAUACUACAUGAAGAGGCUUACGUGAAGCAGCCUGAAGGGUUCAAAGAUCCCAAGAAUCCGAAUCAUGUCUACAGGCUUAAGAAAGCAUUGUACGGAUUAAAGCAAGCUCUUCGUGCGUGGUAUGAACGUCUUACCAUGUACCUUCUGGAAAAGGGAUUCAAGAGAGGAGGAGUAGAUCAGACAUUCUUUGCUCUUCGAACGAAUGUCGACCUAUUGGUUGUACAAAUCUAUGUCGACGACAUCAUCUUUGGAUCAACUUCUAAGAAGCUGGUCAAUCACUUUGUGAAACUUAUGUCGUCUGAAUUCGAGAUGAGUCUCAUCGAUGAACUUUCGUACUUUCUUGGACUUCAGCUAAAGCAAGGUAAAGAUGGUAUUUUCUUGCAUCAGGGUAAGUAUGCAAAAAACCUUGUUAAAAA
Molecule: messenger RNA, 683 nt
Organism: Striga hermonthica
Lineage: Eukaryota; Viridiplantae; Streptophyta; Magnoliopsida; Lamiales; Orobanchaceae
Source: the annotation of a GenBank genome assembly